AUGCUUAUUGAAUUCGCGACCCUCCUACUCCUCAGCUUCAUCAUGGCACACAUCAUCCCUGCCACGCUCCUCCAUCGCCUGCGCAGCAUGGAAACGGACGUCUACACCCCCAACCCAGCGCCCGGUGACACGGCAGUGCCCGGCGACACGACGCCCGCCAGCGAUGACGGUUACAAUCCCACGCCCAUAGACAUCGCCGUCACGCGGAUCAUGCUCGUCCGCAGCUUGCGCCUGCCUCCAGAUCUCGUCGACGCCAUUUUCGACUUUGCCGAGUACUGGGCCCAUUCGACCAACGCCAUCAACUACACAACCGAACACCAGGACUGCCUGCGCGUCAGUGGCAGCAGCCACCUUGAAGACAGGUUCCUCCUCCGCUCGUACCCCCUUGGCCUCACGGGCAUCGACGGCGCGCGGAACCUUGUGGAGGAGCUCGCGUACGACACGAACGAGGCCAAGCCUCUACCCCUAUCCGAAGAACACGACAGGCUGUUCUUUGCCAAGCUCGUCCGCUACCCCACUCCGAGGCUCGCGAAUCCAUGUCGGAAAAUCGUCUUUUCCCUCCGGAGCAGAGACCAGGGCUACGGCGGCCAAGUCGGUGCCCGUGGUACCUACCGGGCCGCCUGGACCUGGUUUGAGGCGGGCCUGGAACGGUUUGAUGCGACGCAAGACUGUAAGCACCGCCCGCGACGCAACCCCAGCGCGUGCUCCCUCGGCCGGCUUACACUCGUGUCAUCAGGCGACAGCAAAUGCACCUAUGACGUCCGCCACGAAGUCCCCUCCUCGACGGCUCCGCAGCUCCCCGUCUGCAGCAUUCGGCCGAUGCGGCCGGCGAUCCAGCGCGACGGGCCGGAUCAGGACUUUGAAUACGUUCACCCCCUCCACGGCCAGGCCUCCCUCGAGAUACACCGCAACAAGGUUGCGACGUGGGAUUGGCAGGACCACGUCGUCACCUGGUCCUACCGCGAUAACACCGCGGCCGAUUCCGAUGGCGGAAAGGUGCUCGACGAGGAGGGGCGGGGGCGGGCGACGGGUGACGGCAGCUUCGUGCGAGGCCUGAAGAUUGGUGAUGUCGUGACGGUGUGGGCGAAGGCGCGCUUCCCCGGCUGGAUCAACUUUGUCGAGUCCGUCAAGAUCGACAUCUACUGGGCAGUGUAA
Molecule: messenger RNA, 1155 nt
Organism: Drechmeria coniospora
Lineage: Eukaryota; Fungi; Ascomycota; Sordariomycetes; Hypocreales; Ophiocordycipitaceae
Exons: 2
Coding region: 1-1155 (384 amino acids)
Source: RefSeq, a predicted model, not a curated record